GGGGCAGUCAUUAAUUAAAGAAGAGAAAAAAGGCUGACACGCGAAGGAUCGCGUCACUCCUCCGGAGCCCCUCCCAGCCCAGCGCGUGCGUCGGAUCACGGCUUCACAAAGAGAUCUCACCAUGAAAGCGAUUAUUGUGGCAGCGCUUUGUGCCCUCCUUUGUGCCGCUGUAUCGGGAUCUUUGAAAGUGAAAAAAGAGCACAGGACGGCGUUCUUUGGUGAGGACAUCCACAUCAAUAUCCCGUCGGGGAGGUUUAGCGAGGUUGUGUUCAAAUCCAGGAGCAAUCCUUCCUCUGAGGUGGUUCUGCUCCAGUCGGGCUUGGUGGUGAACCCGCGGUGUUACCUGAAUUCUCUUGGCCACUUGGUGCUGGACAAUGUCCAGGAAGAGGAUGAAGGCAUAUACGUGAUCAAGAACAACAACAACCCCAACAUGGUCGAGCAGCUGAUCCUCAAUGUCAGGGACUGUGCUGUGGAGGAAGUGGUGAAGUACGGAGAAACCUAUCACAUUUCUCUCAACCACAUCCAGAGUCCCAUCACACUGGAGUUCAGGCCCAGUUUGGUCCAGUCCAACCAGACCGACAUUCAGCACAUGACAGAACCUCCGGCUGUGGUGCUGUACAACCAGACAGAGGUGACCGCAGAGGAGUACGUGGGACGUCUCAGUGUUUCCGAGAAACGUGUGGCGCUGAACUCAGUCAGGAUGACAGAUGAGGGGAGCUUCACAGUGCUGGACCGUGAUGGCAAAGUCAGGAGGAGGAACUGUCUGAACGUCCGAGAGCACCAGAACUUCAUCCAGCUGUCUUAUGGAGAAACCCUGAAGAUGAAACUCUACCUGCAUCACUCCCACGUCAGCGUCGUCUACAGGUCCAAAUCUGACACCCAGGAUCAAGCUGUCCUCGACCAGGGGGUCCUGGUGGUCCCCCUGCUUGCCCAGCUGGAGGGCAGGCUAACUGUAGAGGGGGCAGAGCUCAUUGUGAAGAAGGUCAACAUGGCAGACACUGGUGUCUUCAAAGUGACAGACCUGACCGGGUUUGCUGUGGCUCAUGUUUACGUCGAAGUGGAAGCCUAUAAGCUUCCUCGGCUGACGGUGGCCAUCCUCUCCAUGCUGAGCAUCAUCGCCUCCAUGCUGCUGGUGUGUCUGCUGUCCUGUCUCUAUAAAGUUCACAAGAGGAAUAAGAAGAACAAGAAGCUGAUGCUCCUUGCUCAGCAGGCCGGCAAAGGAGAUGGCGAAGCAUUCCGACAGGUGGUCCAUGAAGCUUACACUCGGUUCACAGAAGAAUCUCUGCUGCAGUCUGUGUGCGAUAAGCCAUCAGAGAGCACAGAGGUCACCAUCAAGGGCCUCGAGGUAUCCAAACCCGGCCGUUACCAAGCUCUCCCCUCAGAGAAUUUCUUGGAGAUGAGUGACUCCGGGGUGGAGUUCACCUCCUCUGGUAUCCCGCUGGACAGUGACACUGACGGUGCAGUAACCUACGCCUCCCGUAAGCCCCUCCUCAACGCCAUCUCUCCCACAGCCGUUGCAGCAGGAGUUCACUCCAACAGCCCGGACGCUCCUGCGGGUCUCGAUGGUGACCUCAGCACCACUCGAACCCCUGACUCUGUCAUGAGUGCUAGCCCCACCUCCAAUCCUUGCUCGUUUCCUGCUGCAACCCCUGAUGGCAGUUUGCGUGGGUCUGCAUCACCGGGAAUGGCCUCCAGGGGCACCGUUGGGUCAGAAUCUUUGAAGUCAGCAGUGGAAGAUGCUGAGAAGAGAGAAGCUGAGCAGAAGGAGGCCUCAGGUCAGAGCACCUGAGAGGAGGUGCUGUGGUGUUUUUUUUCCAUAUCCACAAUCAUCAUCCUCUAAGUUUUUUGGGAACCACCACAUCUCCCAGCACCAAGUCUUUGCUCACCGCAUUUGAAAAUGCAUCACAGACAAAGCGCAUCAUUGUUCCACCUGGAUGUCAGUGUAGUCGGGAGGGAAAUCAGUCAGUCGCACAAACUGCACAAAUGGAGAUUUGGAGACAUCACACACUGCAAAACGAGAGCUCCAUCAAACAACGAACAAAUCAUCUCUCUGCAUAUGGAAAAUGCAUGCAUUUAAAUUUAAACAUUAGAUAUUCAGAUGUUUGUCCUUGGUAACCUUAGAGUAGACUGACUGCAUGCAAACUUAAACGAGCAGUGCAGACUCAAAAACAAAACAAAACACAAGACAACGUUAUAACGACAUGAAAAAGGCUUUAGGAUGACACCCAAAGGGGAUUAAAUGCUUUAAUUUUCUGUAAAACGUCUACGGCAGCAGAAGGAGAAAGCGUGUGGCCUCUUGAGGUGGGUCCUGAUGUCUUUCCUCCUUUCCUUCCACCCACUCGCCGACUCUGUUAUUAGCUGCACAAACACGACGAGGCGUUUGAGAGCUUAGACAGAACAGCUUGUCUCAGCAGUGGAUGACGAAAACCCUCCUCAGUGCGCUCUGUUUGCAAAACCUGCAACCUGAAGCGAGCAGCGUUUGACUGACUUCACACAGAUGUUUUUGGGCAUCAAACCUCUGACAUGUCUGAACAAAUAGCUUAAAAACAAGCGCAGACUGAGGUAACUCCCCUUUUCCUCUCCAUCCAUGCCCUCAGUUGUCUCACCUUCUGUCAGUGCCAUGCUUUGCUACACUUGUGGGACUUUUGGAACAGUUCCAGAGACUGCAAUUGAAUUCUUGGCCAUUUUACAGAUGGACCAGUUCACAGAUGCUGAGAAUGAGGACCACUGAUGAAGGGGAGGACACAGAUGGAACAAAGUGCCGUUUGAGGCGGGGAGACGAAUAGCCUGCAAGAUUUUUCUUUUGCCUCCUGCUUUCAUCAGCUCCCAUCCACGUGAUGGAGCGCUGAUUAUUGCAUCCCAGUUGUUUGCCAAAAUGAAGCGAUUGGAAAGCCACAGUCGAAUCAAUCUGCGAUAAUGAUGCCGCCGCAGCCCAGAUGAAGUCAGAGUGAAUAACAGCAUCCUGCGUUAUUAUAUUCAGUGCACCGUAUGGAGAUAUGAUUCCUCUUGGCUCAUAAAUAACAGGAAAAGUGAAGGGCAUUCUAAUUG
Messenger RNA from Thalassophryne amazonica, 3048 nucleotides. RefSeq lists its product as uncharacterized. The transcript is spliced from 10 exons. The coding region runs from base 122 to 1789 and encodes 555 amino acids. NCBI's taxonomy places the organism in Eukaryota, Metazoa, Chordata, Actinopteri, Batrachoidiformes, Batrachoididae. The record is from RefSeq and is a predicted model, not a curated record.